AUGGCUCCUCAUGUUGAAUAUAUUGUCAAUGGAAAUCAAUACUAUUUGGGCUACUAUUUGGCAAAUGGGAUCGACCCCCAUUGGGCUACUUUGGUGAAGACCAUCUCUUCUCCUGAUAACCCAAAGAAGAGGCUUUUUGUACAAAUGCAAGAAGCGUACAGAAAGGAUAUUGAAAGAGCAUUUGGAAUAUUACAUGCUUGA
Molecule: messenger RNA, 201 nt
Organism: Prunus armeniaca (apricot)
Lineage: Eukaryota; Viridiplantae; Streptophyta; Magnoliopsida; Rosales; Rosaceae
Source: the annotation of a GenBank genome assembly